AUGUCGACAAUUUCUGACAAGAUUAGAGAAAUUGAAGCCGAAAUGGCUCGUACACAAAAGAAUAAAGCAACGUCGUACCAUUUAGGUACUUUGAAGGCUAAAUUAGCGAAAUUACGUAAAGAACUUAUGACACCUCAGGGAGGAAGUGGAGGAGGCGGUGGUGCUGGAUUCGAUGUAGCAAAGACGGGAGUAGCAAGAGUAGGAUUUGUUGGGUUUCCAUCUGUAGGAAAGUCUACACUAAUGUCCAAAUUAACAGGAACAUUUUCAGCAGUAGCAGCUUAUGAAUUUACAACAUUAACAACAGUACCAGGAGUAUUACAAUAUAAAGGAGCGAAAAUUCAGAUAUUAGAUUUACCUGGUAUAGUAGAAGGAGCUAAAGAUGGUCGUGGUAGAGGUCGUCAAGUCAUUGCAGUAGCACGAACAUGUUCUCUAAUAUUUUUGGUGCUGGAUGUAUUGAAACCACUUACACAUAAAAAGAUCAUUGAAUCAGAAUUAGAAGGGUAUGGAAUAAGAUUGAAUAAACAGCCGCCAAAUAUCUAUUUUAAGAAAAAAGAAAAAGGUGGUAUAAAUAUGACCAAUACUGUACCUUUAACUAAUUUGGAUCUGGAUCAAGUAAAGGCUGUACUUAGUGAAUAUAGAAUUCAUAAUGCUGAUGUUAAUUUUAAGUGUGAUGCUACCGUUGAUGAAUUUAUUGAUGUUAUAGAAGGGAGAAUUUAUAUUCCCGCCAUUUAUGUUCUCAAUAAAAUCGAUCAAAUUAGUAUUGAAGAAUUAGACUUGAUUUAUAAGAUUCCGCAUGCGGUUCCUGUUUCAGCUCAUCACGAAUGGAAUUUUGACGAAUUAUUAGAUAAAAUGUGGGAAUAUCUUAAUUUAAUUAGAAUUUACACAAAACCAAAGGGACAAUUGCCGGAUUAUAGCGCACCAGUUGUUUUAAGACAAAAUGUUCGUUCAGUUGAAGAAUUUUGUAAUAGUAUUCAUAAAGGAAUUGUUAAACAAUUUAAAUAUGCAUUGGUUUGGGGAAGUUCAGCUAAGCAUCAACCGCAAAAGGUUGGUUUAACUCAUGUACUUAAUGAUGAAGACGUUGUACAAUUAGUUAAACAAUAA
Funneliformis geosporum is the source of this 1101-nucleotide messenger RNA. The record is from the annotation of a GenBank genome assembly. Lineage: Eukaryota; Fungi; Glomeromycota; Glomeromycetes; Glomerales; Glomeraceae.